UAGGUUUGGCAGGACUAAUGAAUUAAACAUCUUGGACUCUUGACAGUUUGCUGCUUUAAUAAUGCCUCCGAUGGAAGGAUUUUUUGCCCCAUGAAGCAUGACAGCACUGUAAUCCCUCAUUGUUGGAAAGGAAGGGACGGGACGGGACGGGACGGUGGAAUUGUAAAGGAAAACGGAAAAGGGUGGUCCUGAGGGACUGAAAAGCCUAUGGGAAGUGCAGGUAGCAGCAUGUUGCCCUGACAGCUGUUUCAACUUCUCAGACCUUGUCAGUUCGCUGCUAUGUAGCAGGUGCAGCCUUUUCUUUUAUUGAAUCUGUACUCCAUAAAGGCAACGACAAGCCAAGGCAGUGGCUGGCCCUGGAUUAUACAAGUGCAGACACUACUAAGUGAGCUGGAACACAUAAGUAAACGCAUAGGCUCAAGUGCCCACAUGAUCACCACAGCCCGGGUACCUGCUGAUAAACCAAUACGAAUUGCCUUCAGUCUAAAUGACUCCCCAGAUGAUGCUCCCCCUGAGAAUGCUUUUCCUUUGGCUUUUCCAGAUCUAGAAAAGCAGCUCCAGGUGACUCUGGCUUUAUUUAAUAUUCAGCCCCUGCCUCCUUGCCAUGACUCAAAGGAAUCUAUGCAGGUGUUUAAACAGCACUGCCAAAUAGCAGAAGAAUAUUAUGAAGUCAAAAAGGAAAUUGCACUGCUUGAAGAAAGAAAAAAGGAGCUGAUCACUCGACUAGAUCAAGUUGAGAAAGAAAGCAUGGAUGCUGCUCAGCUAACUAAAGAGUAUGCAGACCUCACGGAAGAGAACCGGACACUGAGGCUGGCCCAGACACAAUGUGUUGAACAGCUGGAGAAGCUUAGAAUACAGUAUCAAAAGAGGCAGGGAUCAUCAUAACUUUGAAUGAACCUGUCUGGGCCAAUAAAAAUGUGCGGCUGUUUCUUGUGCUGGGCAAGGUUUCCCCCCUCUCCCUUCAAACGUCCCCUCUAAUACAGUCUUUCCCAUCCUGGUGCCAUCCAAAUGUGUUGGACUGCUGCACGGCAAGCUGAAUGGGGCUGGAGGUCUUAGUCCAACACAGUUGGAAGCACUGGGAUGGGGAAGACUGCUGUAAUAUGUUGACACACUCCACCUGCAGAAUAUGCAAAUGUCUAGAUUUGAUUUAAUGCCUGUUUAAUAUGGAUACUGUAUCUAUUACCAAAAGGAUAUUUUAUUUCACAUAACAUAGUUGGAGGCUUAUCUGUCCCAUUUUAUGUUCAAAUGGAUUAAGCUUCUUUUCUAAAAACCUUUCUUCCAAUUUUAAGAAGACUCAAGCACACUAGAAAUACAUAUGUCUAGUCUCUGGGUUGGGAGGUGGACCAUAUAAAGGCAUAUGGCAGGAGCAGUGUUAAUUUGGGGAACAUGGAGCAUGUGCUAUCCUUCUCUAAACUGGCUAUGGAGCAAAGCUAGUCUGCUUAAAUGACAAAUACGUGCCAAAGGGCAAUCAUACAUUCAAUAUCUUUGAAAGUGAAUACAUAACACCUGCAUUACUUUCUUUAACUCUGGCUGUACACACUUUGCUUGAGUACAAUUUAACUUCUGAGCAGACAUGCCUAAGACUGCACUGUAUGUUGGCAAUGAUAAUUCAUGCAGUGCCAAUAAGUUAAGGCCAAAGUGCAGCAUUAUCUUACACCUUACCAAUCUUAACUUUCCCCUUGGAAGUAAGCCCAAUUUAUUUUAAUGACAUUUACUUUGAAAAUGAGUUUGCGUGGAAUUACAGACUUGCAUAGAAAUUCUAUCAAGAGGAAGACCUGCUGGUAUUUCAGUAGGAAGACUUGCCUCUCAGGACUUCUCUACAUGAGACAUUCAUUAGGCACUCAUAAUCCUUCACUCACAGAAGUUCGGCCUUUUAAUGAUGCUAUCCUCCUUCAGUGCCUGUCCUGAGUUUUCCAGCCAUUUCUCCGACUUUUUUUAGAGUGAGGAGAGUCUGGAUUUCAACAGAGGGCACCAUUGUUCACUACAAAAGCCUAGUGUAGUUUUGCAAUUAAUUCUACUAUAUACCACAGCACCACCUACUGUUGUGUAAUGGAACAUGUAGAAACAGAAGGGAAGAAGCAAGGCAGGGAGGAAAACCCCUCAGUAAAGUGCCAGGUUACAUGCCCUUAGGGACUAGGCCUGGUUCUCCUAAAAUGCAGCCUUCCAAGGUGGCUGCCUCAUAAAACUGGAAGAAGAGGUGGGAUCUUAGCUGAAAUACCAAGGCCAACAGGCCCAGAGAUAAGCCAUGAGGACAGUUAGACCCAGACCGUGUCUGGUUCUGUGGGAAACGCUGUUGAACAGGUGGUGCUAGAUGGGGAUGGACUUAACAUUAUUAAGCUGAUCAUAUGGCAUCAGAUCAAAUGGCAGACCAACUGAGUGGCACCGGAUAGUCCUACCAAUUGGUCCACAAGGAGCACAAACCAGCCUAAAGGUGGAACCAACUCCUUUUGGUUGAGAUAAGAGAAGGGAUCAACUUCUUCUCAUUAAGCCACAUUUCCCUAAUUGUUAGUAUUCUAACUUCACUGGUGCCUUUUAUUAAUAAUUGUUACAAUGCUCUUUUGUAUUACAAAGCCAGCCUAACUAGCCAGUUUUGAUAUCAUAAAGACUUUAGAAGCCUUUUGUCAUGAUCUGCUUGGAAGAAGCAGGGAAAGACAGACCAGAUUUUUGACAGUGUUUCAUGUACAGAAGUCUUCAUUAUAAGUGUGCUCGGAAUUUGAAUUGUAAUCCAAAUAUCCUUGGAAGCAAACUGUUGAAAUCAUGACCCUUCCCAUGCAUGGCAUCAUUGUUUUUUUAGUUAAUGCACAGAAGCUUUAGUUGUGACUUCAUCCAGUUAGACCUACUGUGCUAAAGCUUAAUGCCACAUACACAGGUCAGUGCAGGUUGACUUUAUCUUAGCUCCAAAUUUUUGAGUAAGAAAGUAAGUUAUGAUAGUGCAUGAAGACCAUUUUGGCUGACUUUCCCCAAGCCAGUGCAUAGCUGAAGAACAGCACACUCUGACUAAAAGCUGUGUACUGAAAUUGCUGUGAGAACCAACCUGUAUCACCAAGUAAAUGCAUUUUCAGGCCCAUCUAAGUCAAUUUAGACAAGAGAUGUCAUCAGAUCUCUGGACAUUUUCUCUUGUACUGCAAAAUACCCAGAACACCUCCAACUUAGAUUAGAGCUUUGUAGAUUAUAGUGUGUGGUGGGGAGGGGAAGGCUUUACAAUAAUUUGUUCCCAUCAAGUAAUGUGUCCUAUUAGAUAAAAUAUAUAAGGACCUAAAAUCAUUCAGUAGUUUUCAGAGUGGGACAAAUAGCAGCAUUGAGGGGGGGAGGGGGUUAGACAAAUAAGGUCAGGAAAAUGCUACAGUGAAAGAAUUACUGUCUCUUCCUCAAAUACGCCAAUUGCCACCUCUCCUUCUGGCAGCUGCCUUAAAGGGGGAAAGGGAAAAUGCGAUGCUGCCUAUUUACAAUACCUGGUGUUCCUUCUAGUCUCAUGCAAAUUAUUUGUAUGCCAAAAUCAUUAUGGUUUAUGUAGGGGUAACUUUUCUGUAUUCAGUAGGAUGGAGAGAGAGAGAGAGAUCUGAAAAGGGGAUAUUCAUCACAAUAUUCAAAGGCUUGCUUUUGCAUAUGAUAUUAAGGGUGCAAUCCUAUGCAUGUUUAGAUAGGAAAAAAACAGCAUGACUGGCUGAAGAAUGCUGGGAGUUGCAGGACUUUUUCCAGUCUAAACAUGUAUAGGACUGCAUUCUGAAUUGUCAAAAAGCAGCCGACAUAAGAGCAUUUGUCUGUGUGUUUUUAAUAUCUUGUCAUUGGAGAUACAGAAACUCCUGGGGAAUAAUUGCAUCCAACCUCUGUGUGUGUGUGUGUGUGUGUGUGUGUGUGUG
Messenger RNA from Varanus komodoensis (Komodo dragon), 3860 nucleotides. It is a transcript of the gene MAP3K7CL, whose product is annotated as MAP3K7 C-terminal like. Gene Ontology annotation, cellular component: nucleus; cytosol. The record is from RefSeq and is a predicted model, not a curated record. The coding region runs from base 430 to 885 and encodes 151 amino acids. The transcript is spliced from 5 exons. NCBI's taxonomy places the organism in Eukaryota, Metazoa, Chordata, Lepidosauria, Squamata, Varanidae.